AUGGACCAGCUCGAGACGCAGGUGAGCGAUCUGCGGUCUUUCCUGGGAGCUGCAGCAGAGGCGGGCCCGCAGAGCGUGAGGCCGGGAGCAGCGGAGAUUAUGUCGCCGCUGGCCAGCGGCUUUGGUGUCAAUGUCGCCUAUUCAGCUGCUCCCAGUGCCAGCGUGAGCGGAACUGAAAUUGGACCUGGAGCUGAUGGCCCACUCGCCGCUGGCGGCAGCAUUCCCGGGUCGUCGGGUCUGCGGCGAGGGAGCAGUUACAGCGGGCGGAGCACGGCUCCAACAGCUGGUGUAGCCGUAUCGGCGGGACCGGGAGCGCGCUCAGCGAGAGGCUCGCUUUCGUCCAGUUCCGCAGCUCCCGGAGACAAUUCCGCGCCCAACGCCCCAACAAUACUACCAUCGCUGCCGACAUUGCCAGCAUUGCCAACUGCCGCCGGAACGCCGCCGCAGCAGCCCCCGUCGCCGCUGGAAGCGCGUGCAAAUAGCGUGACCAGCGCUGCGAGUGUCUCGGGGAGUGUGAGUGCUGCCGCCACUACUGCAAAGCGCCGGGCUGAGGACGGCGAUGGUGAGCCUGUCGUCAAGCAGCAACGCAGCAAGCGAAAUAGGUACAUCUCAAUAGCCUGCAACGAAUGCAAGCGCCGUAAAAUCAAGUGCAACGGCCAGACUCCCUGUCAACGAUGCGGCCACCUCAACCUGCAAUGCCUUUACGCUCCCAACUGCUGCUCGACCUUCCGCGAGUCGGAAGAGUUCAAGCGCCUGACCGAGCAGGUCCGCCAGCUGCAGGAGCAUGUGAACACCUUGUUCAACGAGAUGAACGCCUUAAAACAGGAGACGAUGCUUCGAUCUGGUCAGGACCGCGGCGUUGUAGCGUCUCCUGCUGGCAGCGGCCCUGGAGGGGCUAGUACUCUCGCUCCGACUCCAAGCAGCUCCAGUCGACAGCCGUCUCAGGCGCAGCCGCUGCCCUACCGUGCACCGUCGACCUUCCACGGGCCGACCAGCAUCGCCUACACCGUAGACGUGGCGAAGAACACGCUGCAGAAUAUGGGCGUCGCCGACCGUGAUGACAGCAGCGGGCCGCAGUCAGCGUCGACUCCUCACGGGUCGCCCGGGUUGCAGCCCCUAACCGGGGCAGCCCCAUCGCCGGGUUACUCUCAGGCUGACGGCGGGGAGCGUGAUCCCCUCUGGGAGUUUGACGAGCCCGAGAUGAUGCGUCUGCUGUAUGUGUUCCGGGACGAGGUCAGCUUCAUGUGGCCGGUCGUAUCGCCGGAUGCGAUAUUCGAGCAUGCGAAGCAGGUGUGUCUGUGGAUGAGUGCGCGACGACGAGAUCCCGCCGGUGGGGGGGACCCGGUUGAGCAACAGAAGUUGUUCAAGGAUCCGCAGACGCUGCUGCUCAAGCUGGCUCUGUGCAGCGGGCUGUUGAUUGAAGAGCACGGGAAUAGUCCUAAGGCGGACAGGCUCUUUGCCAGCAUCCAGCCCAUCGUGGACAGGAUGCUGAUGAGCGAACAUGCCGAUGUCAACACCCUGCCCAUUCUGGCGCUCGUCGCUAGUUAUCGGUAUCUGUCGAACGAUGAAGUGCUUGCCUGGCGUGUUAUUGGGCAUAUAGCAAGGAUGUGUCUGGAGCUGGGGCUGCAUCGCCUCGAGGGAUUGAAGAGGAUAGCAGACAAGCAGGCCCGAAAGCAUGCUCUGCACACAUUCUGGACGACGUACAUUUUAGACAGGCGAUGGAGUUUCGCGACUGGGUUGCCGUUUGUCUUUCACGAUGACAAGAUCGAUCCCAAGCUCCCUUAUCCCAAUCAACACCCCUUCCUGGUCGCCAUGAUCGACUACUCUAAACUCAGCGCCAAGAUCUGGAAAUUCGUCGACUACUUCGAGCCGGCCGUCACGCGCGAGCUUAAACCCCAGGAUUUUGAGCUCCUCGACCGCGAGAUCAUGGCCUGGUACGACAGCGUGCCUGAAGAGAUUCGCAUCGACCCGCAGCUCGAUGACGACGAGAUCCCCCUACAAGCGUCCCACCGCCAGCGCAUCUGGACGCGACUGCGCCUCAACCAGGCCCGCAUCUGGCUCUAUACUCCGGUAUUGCACUCGGCGACGUCAAUCGCGCAGAACCUAGAGCAGGCUCAAAAGGUUGUGGAGCUAGCAAAGAAGACUAUCUGCAUCUUGACCAGGUUGAACCAGAAGACGGAUCUCUACCGCCGCAUGCAGGUGUUUUACCACCAGUUUUUGACGUCGUCCAUUGCGGUGCUGUUCCUCGCGUCGACGCAUGCGCCGCUGCAGUUUAGCGGGAUGUGCAGAGAUGAGUUUUAUAUGGCGCUGGAUUUGGUCAAGGAAAUGUCAGCGCGGAGUUGGGUAUCAAAACGCCUCUGGAGGACAAUCAAGAGUUUAAAGGCCUACGCCCCAAGCUUGGGCCUCGACGCAGGCAGGGAGCAUCGCUCAUCCUCGGGCGUGUUCCCAAUCGGCAGCGCAAAGGGCGUGCAGAGCACAACCUCAAGCCAAAGCCCCGACUCCGCAAGCCACGCUGGCAGCGCCUUUGGCGGCACUCUCCCUCCCGGCCACCACCACAGCAGCCCUACUCCCGUGCACGUCACACAAGCCCCGAUCCUGCCUUCCCAAAGCCAGAUACUUGCCUCGUCCGGCGACAGUCCCAGCGAUGGAGUGCAACUACACACAGAGAUGUCGCGCAUUUUUGAAGGGUAUAUUGGUUUCGGUAUGGGAAGCCAUGUGGGCGGAUUGGGGAUAAAUAUGGUCUCGUCGGCUCCUGGUGACGCGGCGGGUUAUUCGUCUGCUCCUCCAGUGACUGGAGUGAGUACGCCGGAUGUUGAGAUGGUGUAUGCACCGCCGCCACAGGCGGAUGGGUUGGGGAUAGGGAUGGAUGAGGGAAACGAACCUGGACAGGGGGUUUAUAUGCAUGUUAGAGAGAUGUUCUAA
Thermochaetoides thermophila DSM 1495 is the source of this 2922-nucleotide messenger RNA. RefSeq lists its product as uncharacterized. The record is from RefSeq and is a predicted model, not a curated record. The transcript is spliced from 4 exons. Gene Ontology annotation, molecular function: DNA-binding transcription factor activity, RNA polymerase II-specific; zinc ion binding; RNA polymerase II cis-regulatory region sequence-specific DNA binding. The coding region runs from base 1 to 2922 and encodes 973 amino acids. Gene Ontology annotation, cellular component: nucleus. Gene Ontology annotation, biological process: positive regulation of transcription from RNA polymerase II promoter by galactose; DNA-templated transcription. Lineage: Eukaryota; Fungi; Ascomycota; Sordariomycetes; Sordariales; Chaetomiaceae.